Molecule: messenger RNA, 2811 nt
Organism: Salvelinus namaycush (lake trout)
Lineage: Eukaryota; Metazoa; Chordata; Actinopteri; Salmoniformes; Salmonidae
Product: zinc finger protein GLIS3-like
Exons: 10
Coding region: 1-2811 (936 amino acids)
Biological process (GO): regulation of transcription by RNA polymerase II
Cellular component (GO): nucleus
Molecular function (GO): DNA-binding transcription factor activity, RNA polymerase II-specific; RNA polymerase II cis-regulatory region sequence-specific DNA binding
Source: RefSeq, a predicted model, not a curated record
AUGAACGGUAAGGGCUGUCACCUCUUGGUCUCCCCCUCUGGUGUACCCCAAUCGCUGGGCAUGAUCACAGGACAGCAGGCCCCCUCCAUCAGGAUGCCUAUGCGCACCACCCUGUCCCCGGGAUUCUGUGCCACCCUGAGCCCCUCUCCAGUGGGUAGCAGCUGGGGUAGAGGAGGGGGUGUCCACCACUCGCAGGUACCCCUCAGCUCCGGGACAAACUCUGGGAAUUCUGGGAGUUCUGUCCUGCUCCCUGCCCUGAGCCUCCGCAGGCAGAUGUUGACCAAUGGGAAACAGCCAAAUGUGUCAAGUGUCUCACAGAUGUCACGGCAACAAGUGCCCGCCCUUCAACUCCCACCCAUCAGCGUUGCAGCCACCAAUCAGGGCAUGGCGUCUGACUGCUCUGACAGUGGUGUCAAAGGUUACUCUGUCUCAGGACCAAGUAUGCAGGUGUUGGGCCAGCCAGCUGGUGCUAACCUCUGGGUCACCAGUAGUCCGAUGGUGGUCCAGAGCCUGGGCCCAGUGUCUCCUGUGAGUGCCCAGGCAUACACCUCAGGUCCUCUGGUACCACACGCCCCCCAAGACUCCCAACCCCCACAAGGCCUGAUGGUACCCUACACAGAUGCCAGGUCCUUGCUCUCCAGAGAGUCCCUGGCCUCCACCACCCUGAGCCUAGCAGAGACCCAGUCAGUUCUGAGUGGCAGACAGGAGUGGCCCUAUGGCUACCGAGUCCUUCCUCCACUCUGCCCACAGCAGGGCUCAACCCUUGGCAGCGAGGGGGGUGAGUUGCUCAGCAUGCCCCCUGGCACUGCCAUGUCAGGGAGCACCAGCAUCUCCAACUCUGCGUCCCUGCCUUCCUACCUGUUUGGCGGGGAUGCCAACAGCCCCCGGCAGUACUCAGCACGUUCCAAGAAGAGGGCCCUCUCCAUGUCCCCUCUGUCAGAUGGCUAUGGCAUCGACUUCAACUCCAUCAUCCGCACCUCGCCCACCUCGCUGGUGGCUUACAUCAAUGGCUCCCGGAGCUCUCCGGCUUCCCACCACACCCUUUCACCCCUCCAGCCUGAGGUCUAUGGCCACUUCCUGGGGGUGAGAGGGAGCUGUAUCCCCUAUCCUCAGUCUCCAGGCCUCUUCAGCCUCGCAGGCUCGACGCUGGCCCUGAUCCCACUGAGUGACCCCCACCCUGGGACGGAGUGUGGCCGCAUGCAGAUGCUGGAGCAGGGUGGGGCGCUGGAGAGCCAGAUGGCUAACAUGGUGGUGGAGCAGCAGUGUCUCCCAGAGGAGGGAGGGACACUACAGGAGGCAGCCAGGAGUGCUAAUGACCUGGUGCCAUCUCUACACUUUCAGCUAGAGUUAGCCACCAUCAUCAGAUCAGAUAGUCCACCGCAGGGCCCUCCGCCCCCCUACCACUCUCACCAGCACCUCCACCUCCACAGACCUCCCAGCCACAUCCAGGGCCAUUCCCAGGGCCCUGUCUCACAGGCUCCCCCAGCUCCCCCUGUGCAUGGGGCCAGCCUCCUGCCUCAUCCCCUGUCCCUGUUCCCCAUGCUGGAGGAAGAGGAGGGGGAGACAGAGGAAUACAGUGGGGGCCAUUGCUGCCGCUGGGUUGACUGCAGUGCUGUGUAUGACCAAAAGGAGGAGCUGGUAAGGCACAUAGAGAAGCUCCAUGUGGACCAGCGGAAUGGCGAGGACUUCACCUGCUUCUGGGCAGGGUGUCCACGCAGGUUCAAGCCCUUCAACGCCCGCUACAAACUCCUCAUCCACAUGAGAGUCCACUCAGGAGAGAAGCCCAACAAGUGCACGUUUGAGGGCUGUCAGAAGGCUUUCUCUCGGCUGGAGAACCUGAAGAUCCACCUGCGCAGCCACACUGGAGAGAAGCCUUAUCAAUGCCAGCACCCAGGCUGCCACAAAGCCUUCAGCAACUCCAGCGACCGAGCCAAGCAUCAGCGCACACACCUGGACACGAAGCCGUACGCGUGUCAGAUCCCUGGUUGUGUAAAGCGCUACACUGACCCCAGCUCCCUGCGCAAGCACGUCAAAUCCCAUUCCUCCAAAGAGAGGCAGUUGAGGAAGAAGCUGAGGUUGUCCGUUGACAUGAGCCAAGAGGCAUUAACGGAUUGCCUAACCAUCCAACCCCUGAAACCCAGCCUCUCUCCUCUGGACAUGAUUGACAGAAGGUUGGGCCAAUCCACUAGCCCCUCCCUAGAUCACUACACAGAGUUGCUGUCCAGUGGUCAGUCAAGCCACUGUGUGUCUCUAUCCAUCCCUGUCCCUCCAGCUGUUCCACAGGGCCAACCCUCCUCAAACAGCUCACACCUGGCUCUGCAGGACAGUUACAGGUUUGCCAAUAGGUCCCCCCACCAUCUCAGCCCCGGGUCACACCAAAACCAACUGCCUGGUCCCUCCACUCUUCUUACCCACCAUCCCACUGGCUUAUCCCUAAAGACCAGCACAGCUCUGAGUCAUCCCAGUCACACUCCUGUAGUAAAAACAGACCACCACCCAGGUUUUAGUGGUCAGAUCCAAAUGGUGUACUCUCCGUCAUACAACAAUGAUACACACAAAUCCGCCAAGCAGACCAACUCCUGUCACCUGAUGCAAACCCCAGUGUUUGAUGACAGCUUUGCUCCAACAUUUACCACUCAGAAUGGACUAGACAUCUCCCAAAGAGCUCUGUCGUCUGGGCUCACAGUAUACGACCUGCAAGGUGCGUCACAGGAUCUGCCGGCGCCAGUGAUGUCAGAGGACGCUUAUCUACAUGUCAGCGCGGUGGACCGUUGCCCUAGCCAGCUCUCCUGUAUCUACACUGAGGGUUGA